Messenger RNA from Rhodotorula graminis WP1, 3050 nucleotides. RefSeq lists its product as uncharacterized. The coding region runs from base 1 to 2868 and encodes 955 amino acids. Gene Ontology annotation, cellular component: membrane. Lineage: Eukaryota; Fungi; Basidiomycota; Microbotryomycetes; Sporidiobolales; Sporidiobolaceae. Gene Ontology annotation, biological process: amino acid transport; transmembrane transport. The transcript has 8 exons. Gene Ontology annotation, molecular function: transmembrane transporter activity. The record is from RefSeq and is a predicted model, not a curated record.
AUGCCGCCGCCGCCGCCGCCUGCUCCACAUCAGCCACCACGACCCGCGCCCGAGCCGCGCGCGUCCACCUCGCGCACCAGCCUGGACGACCUCGCGCGCGCCGACGGCGAGGCGGGGACGAGCGGGGGAGCCCGCACCGAGGGCGAUAAGCCGCACACGGCGCGCACCGACUCGCCUGCGCCCUCGAGUGCGAGCGCAAAGGGCAAGGAGCGCGACUGGAGCGUCGAGCUCGCCGUCCUCGCGCCAGACGGCGCCGACGAGCGAGGAGCGCGAGGGGGGACGGACGGGGCGGAGCGCGGCAACCUCGCGCCUGCCGGCGGGUCGGGGCAGGACAGAGGGACGGGAGGCGCUCCUGCAGCACCAGGAGCGACGCAGCACGGCGGCACGCCGCGUCCCUCGUCGUCGAGCGAUGCUCCGACCCCGGUGCCCACUCGUCCGCUCGAGCCGGCAACCGCCUCGUCCUCGCCUCCUCCGCCCGCACCAGAACAGCCCGCCCGACCUUCCCGACCUCCCCUCCAGUCCAUCCUCAAGCGCCCAGAGCUCGCCCGACCCGCCUCGUCCCAGGGUCGCUCCCUCGCCUCGUCCACCCCUCUUCCCCUCCUCUCGACCGCCCCGCUCCCGCCCGCCCAACCCGCCGCCGCCUCCGCGCCCCUCACGCCGACGCAGGGCACGCUCGCCCUCGAUCCUCCGACGCCCGACUCGGUCGACGACGAGAACAAGGACAAGCUCGCCGUCGCGCACCCGCACACGGUCCUCUUCUCGACCCCGGGCACGACCACGUCGGUCCUGCCCCUGUCGUCGCCCUCGCGCCUGUCGCACCACUCGGGCUACUCGUCGUCGGCCGCCGGUGAGCACGGCGCAGGCGGCGGCGGCGACUUUACGGGCACGUUUCGCAGCUGGAAGUCGAGCGUCAUGGGCCGCAAGAGCGGCGUGUACGAGAAGAAGCGCCUCGCCGAGCUCGGGUUCGACGAGGAGCUCAGUCGAGACUACGACUUCUUCGCGAGCUUCGGCAUCACGAUCUGCAACGUUGGCGGCUUGCCCGGCACCACGCUCGGCGUCCUGACGGCGCUCGAAGCCGGCGGUGGCUCGAUGUACGCCAUCGCGUGGCCCCUGUCGGGCCUCUUCAUGAUGUCGCUCGCGGCCGUCCUCGGCGAGAUGGCGUCGACUUGGCCCGUCGCCGGCGCCAUGUUCACGUGGGUCUUUCGCCUGUGCCGCAGCCGCAAAGGGCUCAACCCGUGGGCGCGCUACGCGAGCUGGGUCGUCGGGAGCUUGCUCCUGUGCUCGCACAUCCUCCUCCAGAUCGUGUGCACGUGGCAGUUUGCGCACAACCUGCUCGGCGUCGUCGGCCUCUGGACCGAGAAAGAGUACUCGUACUGGGUCGUCGUCGCCAUCUCUUGGGGCAUCGUCACCUUUUCGGCCCUCGUCGUCUCGUCGCGCAUCUCGCGCUCACCCUGGCUGUGGCGCAUCUGCGGCGCGCUCAUCAUCCUCUUCUUCAUCACGAUCAACAUCACCCUGCUCACGACCGCCGACCGGAUCGCCCCGGCCGAGUACGUCUUCACCUCGUACCGCAACUCGACGGGCUUCACGUCCAAGAGCUACGUCUACAUGCUCGGCUGGGUCCUCACGUGCGUCGCGACGGGCAUGGAAGCGUCGGCGCACAUGGCCGAGGACACGAAGCGCCCGUCGAGGACGGUCCCGUUGGCCAUGUUCUGGAGCGUCGCGGCAACCUACAUCAUGGGCUGGGUCUCGAUCUGCGUCCUGCUCGCCACGAUGCGCCUCGACGGCCUCGACCCGGACCUGCAGCCCUCGAUCGCGCUCCUCGCCAACUCGAUCCCGCGCCGGUACACGACCCUCAUCCUCGUCCUCGUACUUUUCUCGUUCCUUUUCCAGAACGUCGCCCAGCUCCUCGCCACGUCGCGGUACAUCUGGGCCUUGGCGCGCGAGUCGGCCCUCCCGUUCUCGACCUUCUUCCGCCGCCUGAGCGAAAAGAACCGCACGCCGACGGCCGCCAUCUGGGUCGUGUGGGCCAUCGCCUUUCCGGCGCUCCUCCUCGUCGCCAUCAACGUGUCGAUCAUCGCGACGACGCUCCUCGAGGGCGCCGGCAUCACGUGCGCGGCGAGCUACGUCGCGCCGCUCCUGUUCUACCUCGCGUGCCCGGCGGGCGUCCUCAACGGCGACGGGCGCGCCAAGUGGACCCUGCGAGGGGCGAGCAAGGUGCUCGCGGCUCCCGCGGCCGUCUUCCUCCUCACGUUCAUCGUCAUGAUGAGCCUCCCGACUGGCUACCCCGUCACGGCCCUCAACGCCUCGUACGCCUCGGCGAUCCUCCUCGGCGUCCUCCUCCUGUCGUCGCUCGCCUGGGUCGUCUACGGCAACGCUCGCUACGCCGGCCCGAUCAAGACGACGACGCGGUGGACCAUCGGCGCCGAGGUCGAUCUGCGCUCGGGCAGCCAGGGCGCGCAGGGCACGGGCCGCAGCCGCAAGAAGAGCUCGGCGCAGCAGCAGCAGCAGCAGGAGGCGCCCGUGCGCACGAUGGGCCAGAGCACGACGAGCGAGGAGCACGGGCGCAGCGCGCACGUGUGGGCGACGAGUAACGGCGGCGCUGCGGGCGAGAGCCGGGCCCGGGCCGAGGGCGACACGCGCGACGACGAGCGCAGCGCGGCGUGGACGUACGCGAGCGGCGAGGUCGGUGAGCGGACGGGCGAGACGACGACGGGCACCGAGACGGGUACGGGCAGCGGGUGGAGCGAGUACACGUCUGAGGGGGACGAGGAGAGUACGGGAUCCGAGGAGGACGAGGACGAGGAGGAGCGGCGGAGCCCGUCGAGGUCGCGAGGGCGGGCCCGCGACGAGGAGCAUCGCGUUUCGUGAGCCUGUGUUUCUACUCUCUUCUCGAUACUGCCCCCUUCCCUGUAUCCCCAUGUCGUGCACCUCCUCCUGCGCCGGCGCUCGGGCCGUGCGCGUCGUCGUCGUCGUCGUCCUUGUUGUUCUUCCUGUUACCCCUCCUCGUCUCGCGCGACCACUCUCGGCCGCAGCAAGCUCUAUUCACUCUC